AUGUCUCCUAGUGGGAACAGCGUUCCGAGCAUCAUCUCCACGCUCACAGCUCGCAGCAGGAACCCAGACGCGCUGCGCAGUAUAUUGCGACUGCGCUCCAAGGGCCUCAUCCCUCAAACGAACAGGAUCAGUGACCCAAGGUUCGACCCAGCUACCGUCCAACAAGACGCUCAGGAGACGCGCAUCAUCAUUCACGCCAGAUACCCUCGGCUCGUAGAGGACUUCUUGGCUCAUAAGCGACAAUAUGGAAGUUCGGUCGAGAAAGAACUCUACGGCAGCCAAGACUGGACCUGGGAGAAGCAGGUGGCCCGGCUAGUGGAUAAAAGACCUCUCGUGUUUAUGUCCAGCCAGGACCACACAAUGCUGCGCGACGGAAAGGCCCUUGGUCCUGCGGCAACGCAGUGGGACAAAGUAGGGACCGAAGCCGAGGCCACGAACAGCCAUCUGAAGCUCGCCGAAUACCUGAGUUAUGACGAGAUCAUGCUGGGGUCUCUUCUGGGCGUCAGCUCGCCAAGCUAUUUUAUCAACACGGGGGGCCGUUACAAUUCUGGAGUCGUCGGCAAGCCGGGCGAGUACGAAGACCGAGGUAUCAUCAUGGGCCUUGUCGGCGCGCGUUUCGAGCGGGCAGACCACAUGGACAGCACUUAUAUACAGCCGCCAGUUGCAAAUCCGCGACAGCACCCCGAUCUGGACUCCAUUUUCCGUGCCUUCGUCGCUCCCAAGAGGAGAAGUGCUGGCCUUCCUGCAGAAGAACAUGGAGCGUUCGAUGUGGACAUGUACAAGGCGCGCAUGCGGAUCACAAUCGAUAUCCUGCUGCUCGAGGCCAACGCGCGUGCUGACGCAGCAGGCAAGAAGGCAUAUGUUUAUGUUGUCGGGCUCGGUCUGGGCGUCUGGGCGGUUCGUGGAGUCGACCAGGCAGCUUAUUUUGUGGAAUCCUUCGUCGAGGCGCUGGGCGAGCUUCAGGGUCGGCUGACUUCUUUGGGCACGCUGGAGUUCGCAUAUAUCGAUCCUCCUGGUGCCACGCGAAAAGUGAUAGAGGCUGCAGCAGCUCCUCUGUCCAUCAACGUCAUCUUCUCGCGCCGUGAUCCAGCAGCUAAGUUGUCAGGGGAGGCGGCGAACCAGCUACUUGUGCUCAGCUACGCCUGGGAUGGGAACUCGUUUCCUGGGAAUGAGUACUGGACUGGGUCGCUGAUUGCGAGUGGCGACCCGGCGGCUGCAUGUAUGAGCCAAAUCUCGGAGCUGCAUAACCCUAUCAUCAAUCCUGAUUUCCUGGACCGGAUAGAAAUCCUAGGAGCUGGGGCGCAGUAG
Molecule: messenger RNA, 1308 nt
Organism: Cryphonectria parasitica EP155
Lineage: Eukaryota; Fungi; Ascomycota; Sordariomycetes; Diaporthales; Cryphonectriaceae
Exons: 2
Coding region: 1-1308 (435 amino acids)
Source: RefSeq, a predicted model, not a curated record